Colletotrichum gloeosporioides is the source of this 1491-nucleotide messenger RNA. RefSeq names its product FAD-linked oxidoreductase azaL. Gene Ontology annotation, molecular function: oxidoreductase activity; FAD binding. Bases 1 to 1491 code for a protein of 496 amino acids. The transcript has 3 exons. The record is from RefSeq and is a predicted model, not a curated record. Lineage: Eukaryota; Fungi; Ascomycota; Sordariomycetes; Glomerellales; Glomerellaceae.
AUGGUCUCAACAAUGCUUCUCAGUCUGUUGACUGCCGCGCCACUCAUCACCGCAUCACCGUUGAACAAGAAGGCAGUAAUUGACGAUUGCCUGUCCGCAGCCAGCGUCCCAUACAACGAGAAAGGCAGCUCUGAGUGGGAAGCAGAUGGAUCUCCGUUCAACGUCAGGAUACCAUACGUCCCGGUUUCCAUCGCCGUCCCCCUCACUACAGAACACAUCCAAGCCGCGAUCAAGUGCGGUCGAGACAAUGGUGUCAAAGUGACACCAAAAUGCGGUGGCCACAGCUAUGCCAACUUCGGCUUCGGUGGUGAAGAUGGCCAUCUCAUGUUAGAGCUCGACCACAUGUACAACGUCACCCUUAACAACGCCACCGGUAUUGCGACGGUCCAGGCUGGAUCCCGUCUUGGGCACGUCGCGAGCGAGCUGUACAAGCAGGGCGGCAAGGCGAUCAGCCAUGGAACAUGUCCAGGAGUCGGCAGUGCAGGCCAUGUUCUCCACGGUGGGUACGGAAUGAGCUCUCAUACCAAGGGCCUUGCCCUCGACUGGCUCGUCGGAGCGAAAGUCGUUUUGGCCAACAGCACCGUUGUUAUCGCUUCCGAAACUGAAAAUGCGGACCUUUUCUGGGCGCUCAAGGGAGCCGGCAGCUCCCUCGGAGUUGCAACCGAGUUCUACUUCAAGACCUUCGAUGCGCCCCAGCAAGCCACAAACUUCCUUGCCGUUCUGCAGUGGGAUGCUCAAAAGUCUAUCGAUGGGUUUAAGGUGCUGCAGGAUUGGGCGGAAGAAGACAUGCCGAGGGAGCUCAACAUGCGGCUUUUCAUCACUCCACGUUUUACCAACCUGGAAGGGAUGUUCUACGGAAACAAGACUGGGUUGCAGGCUAUCCUAGACCCGUUGCUUACAAAAUCGGGAGGCAAGUUGACGACAUCUCAGACCACUGAUUGGGUCGGAAACUUGCAACACUUCGGAAACGGCCUAGCACUUGAUCAGAAAGACACAUACAAGAAGGCCAAGAACUUUUAUUCUAGCAGUCUGUAUACAGACAAACUCUCCGACGCCCAGAUUGAGUCUUUCGUCAACUACUGGUAUGGCGCCGGCAAAGCCUUGAAGCGAGAUUGGUGGGUGCAAGUCGACCUUCAUGGAGGCAAGAACUCGGCAAUCACCGCCAUUCCCGCCAACUCUUCUGCGUACGCUCAUCGCAAUAAGUUGCUGCUGUAUCAGUUCUAUGACAGAGUCGAUUUGUCGGCGACAUACCCGGAAGAUGGUUUCUCAUUUCUUCAGGGCUUUAGAGCGAACACCACUCUUGGCAUGGAGCCGGAGGAACAGGGUAUGUACUUUAACUAUCCUGAUCCAAACAUGAGACAGGAUGAGGCGCAAACGAAGUACUGGGGCGACAACUUGGCCAGAUUGCAGGCGAUUAAAGCUGCUUUUGAUCCGACCGAAGUCUUCUACUUUCCACAGAGCGUGCGACCGGCAACUCCUGUUGAGCACUGA